Chionomys nivalis (European snow vole) is the source of this 2815-nucleotide messenger RNA. It is a transcript of the gene Luc7l2, whose product is annotated as LUC7 like 2, pre-mRNA splicing factor. The transcript has 12 exons. Gene Ontology annotation, molecular function: mRNA binding. The record is from RefSeq and is a predicted model, not a curated record. Gene Ontology annotation, cellular component: U2-type prespliceosome; U1 snRNP. Lineage: Eukaryota; Metazoa; Chordata; Mammalia; Rodentia; Cricetidae. Gene Ontology annotation, biological process: mRNA splice site recognition. Bases 489 to 1700 code for a protein of 403 amino acids.
UGUGGCGGCGGUGGCGAGCGGCGUCAGAGAUCGCUAGGGGGGGUUGACGGCUUCUGGCGGGUGUCGGUGUCGGGAGGCGGCGGGAGUCGGCCUAAGCCCGUGUCGCGCCUGUCUCAGGAACCUGACGGAGAGCGAGGACGCGAGGGCUUGCUCUCAAGGGUGCUGCCACCUUCCGCGUCCACGCCGUCGUGAGGAGCGCAGCCCAGACACUCCCGCGACCCCUCCGUCUCCCCACUCGCAGGCCUCGAGGCCGCGGCGGCCACCGAGACAGCGCCGCACCUCCCCCACCCCUUCCCCUCGUACCCCCCGCCCGCCAGGGCCCGCUCGGCGCCCCACCCCCGUCCGCUCAGUCGCCCGCCCGCCCGCUCCGCCGCCGCCGCCAUGUCGGCGCAGGCCCAGAUGCGCGCGAUGCUGGACCAGCUAAUGGGCACCUCCCGGGACGGGCCCUGGUGGUGGCAACCGCCUGUGUGCCACUGAAAAUCGUGCCGAUGCCUGGCAUACUGCAUAAAUGGAAGCAGGGUACCGCGUUCAAUGUAUCUAUGCCUGCCUACUUCAAUCUGCAAGGGAGUUUCAGAAAGGCCCCGCAUUCGCCGAGCCGAGAUACUACUCGACAACGAAUCAAAUUCAGCGAUGACAGAGUCUGCAAGAGCCACCUUCUCAACUGUUGUCCCCAUGAUGUCCUUUCUGGAACUAGAAUGGAUCUUGGAGAAUGCCUGAAAGUCCAUGACCUGGCUUUAAGAGCAGAUUAUGAAAUUGCAUCCAAAGAACAGGACUUUUUCUUUGAACUUGAUGCCAUGGAUCAUCUGCAGUCCUUCAUUGCAGAUUGUGAUCGAAGAACUGAAGUGUCUAAGAAAAGAUUAGCAGAAACUCAAGAAGAGAUAAGUGCUGAAGUGGCAGCAAAGGCUGAACGUGUUCAUGAAUUAAAUGAAGAAAUAGGUAAAUUGUUGGCUAAAGUGGAACAACUAGGAGCUGAAGGAAAUGUGGAAGAAUCUCAGAAAGUCAUGGAUGAAGUGGAGAAAGCACGAGCAAAGAAAAGAGAAGCAGAGGAAGUUUAUCGGAAUUCUAUGCCAGCUUCCAGUUUCCAGCAGCAGAAACUUCGAGUCUGUGAAGUUUGUUCCGCGUAUUUAGGUCUUCAUGAUAAUGACAGGCGACUUGCUGAUCAUUUUGGGGGUAAACUGCACCUGGGAUUUAUUGAAAUAAGAGAGAAACUCGAAGAAUUAAAGAGAGUUGUAGCUGAGAAGCAGGAGAAAAGAAACCAGGAACGUCUGAAACGAAGAGAAGAGAGGGAGAGAGAAGAACGGGAAAAACUGAGGAGGUCCCGCUCACAUAGCAAGAAUCCCAAAAGAUCUAGAUCCAGAGAGCAUCGUAGACACCGAUCUCGCUCUAUGUCACGAGAACGCAAGAGGAGGACUCGAUCCAAGUCUCGAGAGAAACGACAUCGCCAUAGGUCCCGUUCCAGUAGCCGCAGCCGCAGCCGCAGCCACCAGAGAAGUCGGCACAGUUCUAGAGAUAGGAGCAGAGAGCGAUCCAAGAGGAGAUCCUCAAAAGAAAGAUUCAGAAACCAAGACUUAGCAUCACGUGACAGAGACAGAUCACCUCGUGACCGAGAUCGAAAAGAUAAGAAGCGGUCCUAUGAGAGUGCUAAUGGCAGAUCAGAAGACAGGAGGAGCUCUGAAGAGCGGGAAGCAGGGGAGAUCUAAUUAGCCGUGUAUAUAUAUCUUCAAUCCUUAAGCUUCCUAUGGAGUUAACAUGUUAUUAUUUAGUUCACAGCCAUUCGGGGUGACAGUUCUAGAUACUGAUCCAGGCUAGAUAUGAACCUAUUUUCCUUGAUAAAGCCUAAAACUACAUCCAUAGUUUCUGGUGAACCUGUAAUACCAUUCUGAACGUACAGUUUUACAUAGUAAGACGCUGAUCUCUAUUCUUUUAUGUAGGAGUGAUAGUGUAUGAAUUGUGUUAAUGCCUUGCAAUUUUUGAACAUUUGUAAAAUUCUGUCUUCCUUUCUAUUCCAAACAGCAGCAGCUUUGGGAAUUUUUCUUUAUAAUUCUUCUUCCUUUCACUUUUGUAUCUCCUAAUACCUGUGCCUCCAACUGUAAGAGAAAAGGGGCAGGGAAGCAAUAUAACUUCUGUUCUAAGGUUCUGUUCACCUCAAUUACCAGUUGAUUAUAGUUGAGAUUUCUACCGGAUUGUGUGCUGGUGAAACCUACACAGGGCUGUCUUGUUUGGGGCCCUAUUAGAGUUGGAAGUUGAACAGCUGUUGCAUUACUUUUGCUUUUUUAUUGAAAGUUUGAAACCAGACUUGUCUUUUUUUUUUUUUUUUUUUUUGUUCUAUUAAAACUGCUAUGUUCAGUAUAUUGAGGGGGGAUGGGGCAGGGACUGUUUCAUAAUAAGCACUUGUUUUAUUGUGUGUAUGUGAGUGUGUGGAGUAUAAAGGCUAUAUUCUUAAUUGUAAAAAUAAUAAAAGGAAAAGAAACAAUCAUCAUCACUACCAUCAUUACUCUGUAACCUGUUUAGUAAGUUGUCACUAGAACUCUCUUUGCUGUGCUAUUUUCCUCUGUUCUGUAACAUCCUUAACAGUGCCUUACUGUACAAGGCACCAAAGGUAGUAAAUAUGUAAUUGUGGAUUUCAGAUGAACUGUUGCUCCACCCAAAUCUCUUGCUGACUAUACUCCACUACUUCAGAGCUGUGUUUAACAGCUUCUAUAAGGAAAGAUUGGACCUGUAGAAGCAACUAAGAGUCUCUUGUUUGUAUUCCUUAAUUGACAAGCCUGAAUAAAACCAAUAUGUAACCAAUAUAAUGAAACCAACAGUUUCUGCA